Molecule: messenger RNA, 6110 nt
Organism: Scylla paramamosain (green mud crab)
Lineage: Eukaryota; Metazoa; Arthropoda; Malacostraca; Decapoda; Portunidae
Exons: 9
Coding region: 1742-2506 (254 amino acids)
Source: RefSeq, a predicted model, not a curated record
UAACAAUCUGUUCUGCCCACAAACAUUCAUUCUAUUACUGUCUUUCAUUUUCCCUUCUUUUUGUCUUCUUCUCUCCAAACUCUUUACCCUUCAACUUUCUAUCUGUUCUGUUCUGUUGUGUUGAGGUGCGUCUUCUGUGCAUCCCCGGCCCGGCAGCAGACGACGCCACGACUUGCUGAAACCUUCUUUGGUGUGGCGUGGCGGCUUACAGCGGGAAUAUGGAGGUGUGCAUGCUUAGUGUGCACAGUUACUAGCAAUGUAUGUAUCGCAAUGUUGUAUAUGCAGUAAAAAAUAUUGUGUGCAGAGAAAAGUAAGCAAAUAUGAAGUAUUACACGUAUAUUUGGUCCUUAAAUAGUGAUGGCCAUGACUGACCGGGAAAGAAGCUCAUUUUGGCGUUAUGGCGUAUUGAGAUAUUGUUAGUGUGUAAAUAGAUGGAAAAUUUAAUGUUUCAUAUACCUUGCUACUGAAAGUGCAGUAAACAUAGCGAGUUAUGCUAUAAUGGACAUGUAUCCGGUCCUCAACACAACGUACUCUGGAUGGUGGCCCAGACAGAAUCCAGUACACCUGCAGAGCAAAGGAAGGAGGACCAGUUCAGGUGAAAGUGGUCAUAUUCACCAGGGAGCAGAAAAGGAAAGUAUUUCAGGAUGUUCAUGACUCCAGUAGAGGAGGAGUUCACAUGGGCAUCACUAAGACUAUUGCCAAAACUACAGAGAGAUUUUAUUGCAUAGGCAUUAAGAAAGAUGUAGUGAAUUGGACAGGUGAGUGUGACUGACGUCAGAGAUCUGAAAAGAUGAAAACUGUAGCACCAGUCCUGAAUCCUAUUAAGAGUGAAGGCCCUUGGCAGAUGGUUGAUGUAGAUUUGAUGGGGCCCUAAAAGAAACUCAGUCUGGCAACAAGGACAUCCUUACUUUAACAGACUUACACUCCAGAUUUAUAGAGGCAUUUCCACUGCCUUCAAAAUCUGCUGAUCUGGUAUGUGAUGUAUUGCAGAGUAUUUUCCACUGUUCUGGUCCCCCAGAGAAAACCUUAACUGAUCAGGGAAAGGAAUUCUGUAAUACAUUAAAUGACACUCUUUUCCAUUGUCCAAGUGAAGCACCUUGUAACACUUGCUUGCCACCCCCAAACUAAUGGCCAGGAUGAGAGGACCAACCAGACGCUGAAGGGCUCUUUAAUUAAAUUGGUAAAUGAGAAUCAGAAUGACUGGGACAAACACUCGGAGGCUGCUCUGUUUGGUAUAUGAACAUCAAUGCAAGCUUCAAUAAAGUGUUCUCCCUCUUUCUUGAAGUUUGGUAGACAGCCAACACUGUUGAACUGCACCAAAAUGAUCUUCAUGAAAAAGUUGAUAUUUUAGAAUUCCCAAAUUUGAGCCCCUCAGAUGAGUCAGUGGAAUCAAGAAAGAGUCGCUUGACAGCCAUAAAAGAAAAAGUUGCCAGUCAUGUUGCUAAAGCACAAGCUGAACAAAAUAAAUAAUAUGAAAUGAGGAAAGCUAAAGGACAUAAGUCAUUUGACUUUAAGAUUGGAAUGAAAGUUGUUGUAAAGAAUAAUAAAAAGCAAGGAAGGAAAGGUUCCUGGCUUGAGGAGGACUGACUUGGGCCUUAUGACACACCCAGCAUCUUAGAUAACUUUGUACAAAUCACCACAAAUGGAAAACUCCUUCAAAAUAAAACUGCAUUAAUUCACAUUAAACUUUAUAAAUCCCUCAGUAGGUACUGCACAGGAGCAUGCACAACUUUGUGGCCAAAUGCUGCUGCCAUCAGCUGCAGGGAGUGCUUCUGCUGUCUCUGUCUUUCCAGAAUUCAUGGCAUCUGGGGAGGAGCCUGGAGAGGACAUUCCCCCAGCCACAGACCAUGCUGGUGUGAGGCAGCAGCCUGAGGUGCUCCUUUGUGAAGGGUCACACCAUAUCACUCCCCUUGAUGUGCUCCUUUGUGAAGGGUCACACCAUACCACUCCCCUUGAUGUGCUCCUUUGUGAAGGGUCACACCAUAUCACUCCCCUUGAUGUGCUCCUUUGUGAAGGGUCACACCAUAUCACUCCCCUUGAUGUGCUCCUUUGUGAAGGGUCGCACCAUAUCACUCCCCUUGAUGUGCUCCUUUGUGAAGGGUCACACCAUAUCACUCCCCUUGAUGUGCUCCUUUGUGAAGGGUCACACCAUAUCACUCCCCUUGAUGUGCUCCUUUGUGAAGGGUCACACCAUACCACUCCCCUUGAUGUGCUCCUUUGUGAAGGGUCACACCAUAUCACUCCCCUUGAUGUGCUCCUUUGUGAAGGGUCACACCAUAUCACUCCCCUUGAUGUGCUCCUUUGUGAAGGGUCGCACCAUAUCACUCCCCUUGAUGUGCUCCUUUGUGAAGGGUCGCACCAUAUCACUCCCCUGCCUCUCACCACUGUCAGUAAGGAAUGCAUUUCAGAUAUUGUAAAAGUCCCCAGAAUCCUCAGCAUAUGGGGAGAAGCCUGGAGAGGACACUUCCCCAGCCACAGACCAUGCUGGUGUGAGGCAGCAGCCUGAAGUGCUCCUUUGUGAAGGGUCACAGCAUAUCACUCCCCUGCCUCUCACCACUGUUGGGAAGGAAUGCAUUUCGGGCGUCCCCAACCCCUCCUGCCCUGAGUGAAGACACCCCCAGACAAAACCUCUAAGGGGGCCAAGGGGAAGGGAGCAGCCCAGGCCCUUUCCAAUGCUGAGAGAGAUGCAGCCAGCAAGGAGGCAAGCGGCUCAUCUGUCAGUGUGCGCCUACCAUACCCACAGCCACACCAACGGAGGGCCAACGACACCCAAGUCUAGCCGCAGGAACAAAUGUAGUGUGGUGACAAGUAGUGAGGUCACCACUGAAUCUGACACACCUGCUGAGCCUGACCUGGUGUCUUUCUGUGCUACCCUGGGCAACAACCGAGCCCUGCGAGUCCCUGCCCUCUUCAAGCCAGACAGGGACUACCAGACUGUGGCUGACAUGGUGGGUGGCAGUCACUCCAUUACAGAGUCAACUACUAGUCACGAGGAAAGUUUGGACGAGGCCAGAAGUGCGUCAUCCCACCGCAGGUCACGGGGACAGGAACUGCAGGCCAGGCAGGGUCACCGUCCCUCCCACGGCGACCCGGAUUAUAGCUAUGCUCACCCUGUGAAGAAGCAGUACCUUCCCCCACCCCUCCACUGUCCUCCACUGACAGCAACAGGUGUAUGAGUUAGUGAUAGUGAGGUCACUGACAGACAGACUCGCCAAAUUGUUCAUUAGUAAAAGUUCCAUGGCCACUAAGUUUGUAAUCUGCUUCUGUGUUUGUAUCUUUCCAGCCUUUUUAUUCAUUGAUGUACACUUUUGCCUUUCACUGCUUCCUCCUGUAAUCCAUUCUAUAUCUUUAUAUAUUUACAUGGAAAGAUAUGUUUGCAUUAUUUGGACAUUCUCUCUCUCUCUCUCUCUCUCUCUCUCUCUCUCUCUCUCUCUCUCUCUCUCUCUCUCUCUCUCUCUCUCUCUCUCUCUCUCUCUCUCUCUCUCUCUCUCUAAUAUUGAGGUUCAUCUCUUGUCCAUAACAAAAGGGCAUUUCUGUCUGGUUCCUCAGGUUGGUUGACUAACCCUAAAGCUGCAGGGGUUUUCACACAUUUCUCCAUUCCAUAUGUCUCUACUCCUUUGUGGAAAGAUGUGUGUUAUUUAGGAAGCUCUCUUCUGUCCAAGUUUCUUUUCAUCUUUAUCAUCAUGUGUCAAGUCAUCCAGUUCUGGCACUAUCUUAGUGGUUGUUCUUUGUAUUCUUUCCAAUCUCUACAUGAAACAUCACCGAAUUAAUUAAGCUUAGCAGAAAUUAUGUGAUGUGCCCUACUGAUGCUGGUGUGAAGGCGAAGUGUUUGUAGUGAGCCGUGUGAUGCCUUCCCCAGUGCUGAAUAUGGAGAGAGCAGCCAGGCGACACCAUACACUGGAGUUUUCUGAGGAGGAGUGCGACCACCCCUCCAUCAAGCAAGCAGGAGUGGAGCCUCUGGAGCAGCUGAUGGCUGACCUGGAGCUGGAGAAGAUUGUUCAGGAUGCCAGCAAGACAGCUCUUUGACACUUCCAGUAGUGGUAGAAGCCUCCCCUCUCCACCCUCACUCCUCUGCCACUGCUGACCACAACACUGAGGCUGUAUUCUUCAGGACCUGAUUGUUGCUUGGACUUGAGGCUUCCCUGCUUGGGACUGGCAGUUCUGCAAAUGCUGUUAGUGACAGCAUCCGUAGGACAACAGUGUAGGUGGUGUCCUCUGGAGGUCCUUCACCUGCAUGGAGCUAAGUCCACCUGUUGCAAUACUUGAAUGCGUAAGUACUCAUCUUGAAGAUUUUAAUCACUGCAGUGGUCACCAUCUCAGACCUGACUGCCACAGGUACUUACUGUACACACUGCUAUCUAUAAUCCAGUGCUUAGCAGGUUCUUGGUUAUGGUUAUCAACUAUCUGGGUAAAUUUUACACAGCAUCAACCUUAAAUUACAACAUGUACACAACAGCAAACUUUGGAGGGGUUUUAAGCAUUGCUACCAUCAGUCCAACCUACCUGACCAACCUAACAACCUACCCUAACCUAAUUCUCCCUCAACAAUGUAGAACAUUUAUUUAACCUCAACAGUGUAGAACAUAUUUAAAAUAAUAUUUUUUUCUAGAAGUUUGGGUCCCAAAGGGUGAGCAGAAAGAAACAAUUUUUAUCUCCCAUUAUGCAACAAAGUCAUUUAGGGAAUUUGGUCAUAUUACUUAAAGCAGUGUCCAAAACAUUAGUUAACUAAAUUCCAUAUGCAGUUUACAGUUUGGUCAAGAUAAAAUAAUAAGCAAAUAUGCUGCUAAUGGGCAAAUUUUUACUCUCUCCAGUUUUCUAAUGUGGAUGAAACUAUUUAUUUCUCGUAUUUUUUUGCCUGUUUUGAAUCAAUAUGGUUCUUGUUUUUAUGGAAAUCAUGAGCCACUACUUUUUACUCCCUGACCCACCAUCCCCUCAGAAACUAAUUAUUUGCAGUAAACAAAAGCAGUUAAUACAAAACAGACUGAUAUGUACAAGAAAAAGGUAGAUUGGCCCUCACAAAUAAGCAGCCACUCACUGUGGCCACCAGCCAGCUGUCAUACACCACCACCUAAUCCAACCAAGUUAACCAAACUAACCUAUGUAAUCUAACAGAACGAAAUAACAUAACCUAACCAAACAAACCUAAACUAACUUGCCUCCCAAAAAUAGAUGUUUAAAAAUUGCCAUCAGCAUUAUAAAUAAUUUGCAGUGGGUAAAUAUGGGUUUAAAUUACUCAAUGACAAUCUCUAUCUGAUGAGAAAAGUAAGAAAAGCCAUGUUGAGACUGGUGAAAGAGUGAAAGAAUUCCCUACUGUGUGGCCUGGAACCAUAAGCCAUAACUUCACUCACUGGCAGGAGCACUCACACCUGUUUGGUUAUAUCACAGCAAUUCCAUCCCUAUAGCUCUCUAGGCCCCUGAUGUGUCAACCACACCAUGCUAGGUUCGCAACUAUGCUAACAAGAGUGUGAUAGGCAAAGCUGAUGAACUCACUAGUGCCUGUAGCAUGAUGAUGUUCUGCAGCAGCCUUGCUCUUCACGUGGCUCCGUAGGUCCUUAAACUUCCUCAGAGCUACCCACUCGGCUGACUGCGUUCACACGAGCAGCCACCUCCUCCCAAGUCUUGUUCUUUUUUGUGGUGAUUCUAUUGUCCAGCCUUUCCAGAAUCACUGCAGCCUGAUUUUACACCUCCUCCACCAAGGCUAAGGUCUCGGUGUCAGUGAACCAAGGUCUUAUUUUCUUAGGAGGUUUGCUGGCCAUGACUGGAAUACUAUGAUUGGUGGCUGUGGGCACAUAACAGUUUGUAAACAAUGUCUCAUGGCAUUCUUGGUGAUAACACAAAGCCUUCCUGUGAUUGGCUGCCUUGUGUGUUACAUUGAAUCAGUGACAUAUCGCCUCCAGCAGCCAAUGAGCACUCUUAGAUGCAUCCUGAUGCUUCCUCCUCUGGGCAGCAAUGACUGCUGCCACUGCUGCUGCUUGAUCAAGGAGUGAGGAUCCACACUUCCAGAUUCUAACAAUGCAACACCAGACAUCCCUGUAAAGGAUUGACAUUGAUGAUUGACAAAUUUAAAACCCUUUGAGGGAAUGAAAUGCAAUAAAACUCAAGUGAAGACA